Nematostella vectensis (starlet sea anemone) is the source of this 659-nucleotide messenger RNA. Its product is annotated as prefoldin subunit 2. Gene Ontology annotation, molecular function: protein folding chaperone. NCBI's taxonomy places the organism in Eukaryota, Metazoa, Cnidaria, Anthozoa, Actiniaria, Edwardsiidae. Gene Ontology annotation, cellular component: cytoplasm; prefoldin complex. Gene Ontology annotation, biological process: protein folding. The transcript is spliced from 3 exons. Bases 33 to 482 code for a protein of 149 amino acids. The record is from RefSeq and is a predicted model, not a curated record.
UUUGAGGUUGGGAACUAGUGAUCAAGAGCAAAAUGGCGGCCGGACAAGUAGCGAAAAAGGCGGCAGAUAAAGACAAAUUGUCUCCCGAAACUAUCCUACAGCUGUUUAACCAGCUAAGGCAAGAAUACACGAACAUUAUAACGAAAGUUCACGAGUUGGAGAUGGAUCAAAGCGAGCACAGUAUUGUGAUAGAAGCCCUAAAGGAGGUUGAUGCAUCACGCAAAUGCUUCCGAAUGAUUGGUGGAGUUCUGGUCGAGAGGACAGUUGGAGAUGUACUACCCGCACUAGACAAUAACAGAAGUCAGCUUGGUGCAGUGAUUGACAGACUAAAGCAACAACUUGUCGCCAAGGAGAAAGAGAUGACAUUGUUUAAAGAGAAGCAUAAUCUAAGAGUAAAGGGUGAAGAGAGGGAUGGUCCAGCUUCACAGAGCACAGAUAAAGCUAGCUCAGGAGUAUUAGUACCAGGCCCUUCUUCAGCCUAGAACUAUGGAUAGAACCAAGCCUAUAGAAUUCAAGAAGUGCUAUCUACGAGUGUCACAGAGUUCUCCUGAUUGAAUUGAGAUCUCCAUUCAAAAUCAGGCUAGAAUUGUAUAGAAUCCCGCACUAGAGCAUUUUUCAAAUUGAAACACCAGGAAAAUAAAAAUUUCUUGUUUGCUGGU